UCUAUCCAAAAGGUGGGCAAAUCUAUGGAAGGAUAUACCCAGAAUUACGCUGUGAGAAGGAGAUCAUCAGAAUAGGCAGCAAUUCGUUGACUUUGUGAGGAGAUUGUUGGUUGUUCGUGAUUGCUCAAAACUUGAAAUGCUAUCUCUCUGUUGUAAAGUUGGUGAUGAUACUUCUCUGGUUAAUGAGUGGUUGCAUGCUUUUAUCAACCCAAAAAUUCAAGAAUUGAGUCUUGACUUCGAUAAUGUUGAGGAACCAUUGGUUUUCCCUGACCACCUGUUUACUUGUGCAACAUUGACAUGGUUCCGACUGAGUAUGAACCGUAUUUUCGACCUUCCUUCCUCCAUUCAUUUUCAAAGUCUCAGGAAAUUGAUUUUGAUGCAUGUUAUACUCCCUGAUGGUUCUUCAACGCAACGGCUUUUCUCUUCUUGUCCAUCACUGGAGGACUUGGCCCUAAUGGAUUGUGAUUGGGAGAAUGUUACAACAGAUGUUUGUAUUUCUUCUCCAAUGCUUCAGACAUUGACCAUAACGGAGUGGGAUGAAGAUUGGGGUAGGAAUGGAUUAAAGCGCCGUAAAGUAGUGAUCAUUGGAAAUAAUCUGAAGUCUAUAUCCCUGGGCGGUGAUGUCAGUAAUGAUUAUUUUUUACUUAACUCAACCUCAGUGACUGAUGCAUCUAUUGAACUUCAAGCCCCGGAUGUUUGGUGGACUGAUGAUUGGAAAAUAGAUACGGGCUAUUUUAUAUUCAGACUUCUUAGAGAGAUCCCAAAAGUGGAAAAACUUUCAUUUUCUGAUAAUGUUCUUGAGGCUAUUAGCUUCACACUACCUUUACUUCAGCGUCUACCUUUGUUAUGUAAUUUGGCUGAACUUCACGUGAUGGGAGCGACAGUGCCUGUAGAUUUGUCUUGUGAAGGAUUGAUGACCAUACUACAAAAGUCAUAUUGUCUCAGAGAACUUCACUUUGAAUUGGGAGGGGUCUCUCUAUCUAAAAAGAAGGAGGACUAUAUAUUGGAUACAUUACCUGUAUGUUUUAAGAAACACCUCAAGAUAAUUACGAUAUGUGGCUGUUCUGGGUCUAAAGGAGAGCUAAAUGCAAUCAGAGUAUUAUUACAAGCAGCAUCAGUUUUGGAGACACUCUCUAUUAGUUGUUUUUCUCCUGAGUUUCCUGAUUUUGACACUCCAGAGGGAUCAAAGAGUUUAAGCAAGAUGUUUGGUAAGAUUUUAUGUUUUCCUAGAGGGUCAGUGGAUUGUGACAUUAAAUUUGAUUUUAUUUGAAGUGAAAAUGGAAAGAAUAGAGGAACGACAGUGCUUUCAUUGAAUUUUGAGCUAUGUAAACCUUUACGAUUUGACAGAGAUUUUAAAAAGACAUUGCAUUCGAAUGAA
Lotus japonicus is the source of this 1378-nucleotide messenger RNA. Its product is annotated as putative F-box protein At3g58960. Bases 137 to 1270 code for a protein of 377 amino acids. The transcript is spliced from 3 exons. The record is from RefSeq and is a predicted model, not a curated record. NCBI's taxonomy places the organism in Eukaryota, Viridiplantae, Streptophyta, Magnoliopsida, Fabales, Fabaceae.